Messenger RNA from Folsomia candida, 2565 nucleotides. RefSeq names its product TRPM8 channel-associated factor 3-like. Lineage: Eukaryota; Metazoa; Arthropoda; Collembola; Entomobryomorpha; Isotomidae. The record is from RefSeq and is a predicted model, not a curated record. Bases 1 to 2232 code for a protein of 743 amino acids. The transcript has 6 exons.
AUGUUGCUGGUCCUUGUUCUUAGCGUAUUUUUACGCCUUGCAGUUGCAUCAGAUGCAGACUUGCAACUAAUCCUUGAUGGAGUUAACGAAAUAUAUUGCAACGGAUGCGUGCCUGGCGUGAUGGUUGUUUUUGGCAACAAUUCCUUCCCAAUAUUAUCGGGCACCGAUAAUGGUCAGAUGUUUCCUAUCGCCGCCGCGUCUCGUUAUGGAGCGGGUAGAGUCAUAACGGCGUCACACGAUAGCUUACUAAGUGUCCGACCAGGACUAGUCGAUUCGGAUAGAUUCCUCAUAAAUUCCAUAAAUUGGGCAUGUAAUUGGACCUCGAGUGAUGUAACUGGUCGAAAGGCUGCAGUUCUUCAAGGAUACUCUGGUGCCACCAAUUUGAACAACUUCUUGAACAACUACACGCAGUACGACUCCCAAAUUUUGCCAUUCUCCAGUCUAAGUAACCUAGCCGUGUUGAAACAAUUCAACGUCCUAAUCAUGCAAAACAUGUGGCAAUAUACCCUAGAAGAUAACCUCAUCGAUAUUAUAAAACAAUAUGUUAGUGAAGGUGGCUCCCUGGUGACAGCGAUGACCUCUUGGAUUGCAGAUGUCAAUUGGGACUUUUACGGAAACAGACUAACCCGUGACGCCGGAAUGAUUUGGUUGUCUCAAUAUGCAUUCGCCACAUCACCUAACGGCAACCUUAAUACAUCCACUGCCUUAUUGGUUGACACGCAUAGUGAUCUUGUGAUUCAAAACGUCCUUACUAUUCUAACCAAUCCGGAAGUCGAGUUCCCUGGAAGCCACAAUCAACAAGGUGGGAUAAUCAAGAACACAAUUCAACACCUCCCACAUGAUCGCAUCGGCGAAUUAGCAGCCUUAAAAAAUGCCAUAUCCAACUUGACAGCCAUUAUUCCCAGUAAAGAAAAUCCCGUGGCAUGGACGCCGUACAAUAAAUUUCAGGUUGAUACAGAAUUUUCUAUGUGGGCUUAUGUUUUCGAUCCUCAGGAAGUUACGGCACACCCGUCAAGCGCCAUAUUUCCUGGAGCGGUAAAUUCAACUGAGAGAGUACAAACCGUGGCAGAAAUUUCAAUUCCAUAUCGACAAUUUCGUACGGGACUUAAAAUUCAUGGAGAGGAUGGCCCAUGGGGCAAAUUCGAGAAGCCUGAACCUAACCUUCAAGCAGUUGAGGGAUACAGCUCUCACUGGUACAGUACGGGAAGUUAUGCUCCUCCAGGCACCCUUGUAACAGUAGGGUUAUCGGCGGCUUCAAAUAUAUCGGCUUUCACGGUACGCAUUGGUUGCCAUAGGGAUGACUUAAGCGAUAAGACGGAAUGGGUUAGGUACCCAAUGAUUGUAAUGGUUAAAAGAAUUUCUGGUGCCUCAACUACUAUAUCGAGUCCUUUUGGUGGAUUGAUCUACAUUUCAAACGUCGUCUCGGACGAGGCUAUUCAAAUUUUGAAUGUAACCGUGACAGGGGGAGUAGUCAGCCCCUCGUUUUUCAAGGGGACAACGUCUGUUCAAGAGUGGAGAGACACUAUUCGAUACUUUGGUGCUCCUUGGUCAGAAUUUGUCGGCGAACGUGUGGUCCUUUCCGUUCCAGCAGAUGUCGCAAGAACUGUAGAAGAUCCGUUUGAGCUCCUCGUAUUUUGGGACGAUGUCAUCAAUUCUAUCUCUGACUUUGCUGGCGUAGUUCGUUCCGAGAAUUACCAGCGAUUCGUGUUCGACGCUGAUAUUGGGGGAGGCUAUAUGCAUUCCGGAUUUCCAAUUAUGGCACUUCUCGGAUCGGCGGGAAAUAGCGUCAAUUUGACCAUUCUGCGCCAAAAUGUGGGCGAUAACCGGGGUUUCUUUCAUGAAUUGGGGCACAACCAUCAAUGGCACGAGUGGACCUUUGAAGGCGGAACGGAAGUCACCUGCAACAUAUUCUCGAUGUACGUCAUGAACCAAUUCUUGGGUCACCCCAUGCCAGACACUCGUCCCCACAUCUUACUGCCUGAAAACCUUCGGAGGUACAUAACUCAGUAUAUCUCCGAGGGAAUUAACUACCCAAAUUUUCAAAGGGACUACGACCGCGGUCUAAUUUUCUAUUACCAAUUGGAACGAAUUUUUGGAUGGGCCGCUUACAAAGAGGUGUUCCAGAGGUAUCGCGACCUGCCGGGGGUGAACUACCAAGGAACGAUGAUGAGAAGCGUGACACCUGGCUCAUUAUUUUUUCAACUGUGGUGCAACGCGAUAUUUCCGAAUUGAUGAAAUCGUGGGGAAUUCCGGUCUCCGCCGCGGCAGAGGAUCAAGUUGCCCACCUGCCCGAUUCCGGGUUUACGAUUUACUCCUUGCUGGAGUAACCAAGCUGAUAUAUGAAUGAAUGGGUGGCCUCAAUAUUUUUUUCGUGUAAACGACCAAUUUUUUUAUCCUUAUCGGUUUCUCUGAUUAGCUCUUGAUAAGAAUUACACAUUUAUUUUCCGUAUGUGUUUCACCCUGACGCUACCUAUUAAUUUGAAAUUAUUUAUGUAAGAGACCAGCUCGCUGGGGGGUUUUUUCAACUUAUUACUCUUUUGCGUGCCCUCCCUCGAAAAUAUUGAG